Messenger RNA from Myodes glareolus (Bank vole), 9549 nucleotides. RefSeq names its product integrin subunit alpha 1 (gene Itga1). Lineage: Eukaryota; Metazoa; Chordata; Mammalia; Rodentia; Cricetidae. Gene Ontology annotation, molecular function: integrin binding. Gene Ontology annotation, biological process: integrin-mediated signaling pathway; cell-cell adhesion; cell adhesion mediated by integrin. The record is from RefSeq and is a predicted model, not a curated record. Gene Ontology annotation, cellular component: external side of plasma membrane; integrin complex.
ACCUUAAGGAUUUGGUACUUGAAGCGAGAUCGCCCUCUUAGUGAAAGGCAGAUGUCCCUUUAAGGUUUGCUUUGCUGCUGCCCGUGGACUUUAGCCUAAACACCAUCCCGCGAAGUUGGCUUUAUUUGUCCAUGUCUCGGAUAGAGCCUGGGAAACUGCCAGUGAGAUUUCAGAGAACCAGCGCGCGAAGGGGCGGGAGAUGUGGCAAUCGGUCUGGGAUGUGAAAAGCGUGGAGCGGACUUAGAGACAUUCGACCAAAACACAGGAAAUCGCUCCUCGGCGACUCUUGGGCGCUGCAGCCGCUGGGGCCACCACCGAACUCCCGCAGAGACCGCCCAAGUGACCCAGAGUGCAAGGCACUAGCAACCGGUCCUGCCAGCUCCUGCCAGCUCCUGCCCGGGAACCAGCACGUCAAGGGAACUGCGGCGGCUCCAGUCAUGGUCCCCAGGCGCCCUGCCAGUCUAGAGGUCACUGUAGCCUGCUGCUGGCUCCUCACUGUUAUUCUAGGCAUCUGCACUUCAUUCAACGUUGAUGUGAAAAAUUCAAUGAGUUUCAGUGGCCCAGUGGAGGACAUGUUUGGAUACACCGUUCAACAAUACGAAAAUGAAGAAGGAAAAUGGGUUCUUAUUGGUUCUCCUCUAGUUGGUCAACCCAAAGCAAGAACCGGAGAUGUCUAUAAGUGCCCAGUUGGGAGAGAAAGAUCAAUGCCUUGUGUGAAGUUGGAUUUACCAGUGAACACAUCAAUUCCCAAUGUCACAGAAAUAAAAGAAAAUAUGACAUUCGGAUCAACUUUAGUCACCAACCCAAACGGAGGAUUUCUGGCAUGUGGGCCUUUGUACGCCUACAGAUGUGGACAUCUGCAUUAUACAACUGGAAUCUGUUCUGAUGUCAGCCCUACAUUUCAAGUUGUGAACUCCUUUGCCCCUGUGCAAGAAUGCGGCACUCAGCUGGACAUAGUCAUUGUCCUAGAUGGCUCCAACAGCAUCUACCCCUGGGAGAGCGUGACCGCUUUCUUAAAUGACCUUCUUAAGAGGAUGGAUAUUGGCCCUAAACAGACACAGGUUGGAAUUGUCCAGUAUGGGGAAAACGUAACCCAUGAAUUCAACCUCAAUAAGUAUUCAUCGACAGAAGAGGUACUUGUUGCAGCAAACAAAAUAGGCCGGAGAGGUGGUCUCCAAACAAUGACAGCCCUUGGAAUUGACACAGCCAGGAAAGAGGCAUUCACUGAAGCCCGGGGUGCCAGGAGGGGCGUUAAAAAGGUCAUGGUCAUAGUGACUGAUGGAGAAUCACAUGACAACUACCGACUGAAGCAGGUCAUCCAGGAUUGCGAGGACGAGAACAUUCAGCGAUUUUCCAUAGCUAUUCUUGGCCACUAUAACCGAGGGAACUUAAGCACUGAAAAAUUUGUGGAGGAAAUAAAAUCUAUCGCAAGCGAGCCCACUGAAAAGCACUUCUUCAAUGUCUCAGAUGAGUUGGCCCUGGUCACCAUUGUCAAAGCUCUGGGAGAAAGGAUAUUUGCCUUGGAAGCUACAGCUGACCAGUCGGCAGCUUCAUUCGAGAUGGAAAUGUCUCAGACUGGCUUCAGCGCGCAUUAUUCCCAGGACUGGGUCAUGCUUGGAGCAGUGGGAGCCUAUGACUGGAACGGCACGGUAGUCAUGCAGAAGGCCAACCAGAUUGUCAUCCCUCAGAACACCACCUUUCAAACUGAGCCCACCAAAAUGAACGAACCUCUUGCUUCUUAUUUAGGUUACACAGUGAACUCCGCCACGCUCCCUGGAGAUGUGCUCUACAUCGCUGGACAGCCUCGGUUCAAUCACACUGGCCAGGUCGUCAUCUACAAGAUGGAGGACGGGAACGUCAAAGUUCUCCAGACACUCAGUGGAGAGCAGAUCGGCUCCUACUUUGGUAGCGUCUUGACAACAAUUGACGUUGACAAAGAUUCUUAUACUGACCUGCUUCUCGUCGGGGCUCCCAUGUACAUGGGGACAGAGAAAGAGGAACAGGGCAAAGUGUAUGUCUACGCUGUGAACCAGACAAGGUUUGAAUAUCAAAUGAGCCUGGAACCAAUUAAGCAGACGUGCUGUUCAUCUCUGAAGGAUAAUUCAUGCACAAAAGAAAACAAGAAUGAGCCCUGCGGGGCCCGGUUUGGAACAGCAAUUGCUGCUGUAAAAGACCUCAACGUGGAUGGGUUUAAUGACGUGGUGAUCGGAGCUCCUCUGGAGGACGACCACGCAGGCGCUGUGUACAUCCAUCACGGCAGUGACAAGACCAUAAGGAAGGACUAUGCACAACGUAUUCCAUCAGGUGGGGAUGGCAAGACACUGAAAUUUUUUGGCCAGUCUAUCCAUGGAGAGAUGGAUUUAAAUGGUGACGGCCUGACUGAUGUGACCAUCGGAGGCCUCGGUGGAGCUGCCCUCUUCUGGGCCAGGGAUGUGGCUGUAGUUAAAGUGACCAUGAGUUUUGAACCCAACAAAGUGAAUAUUCAAAAGAAAAACUGCCGCGUGGAGGGAAAAGAAACAGUAUGCAUAAACGCUACAAUAUGUUUUUAUGCGAAAUUAAAGUCUAAAGAAGACUCGGAUUACGAAGCUGAUUUGCAGUACCGCGUCACCCUUGAUUCGCUGAGGCAGAUCUCCCGGAGCUUCUUCUCUGGAACUCAGGAAAGAAAGAUUCAAAGAAACAUCACGGUUCGGGAGUCAGAAUGCACUAGGCACUCCUUCUACAUGUUGGAUAAGCAUGAUUUCCAGGACUCUGUGAGAGUGACUUUGGAUUUUAAUCUUACCGAUCCAGAGAACGGGCCCGUGCUGGAUGAUGCUCUGCCAAACUCAGUCCACGAACACAUUCCCUUUGCCAAAGACUGUGGAAACAAGGAAAAAUGCAUCUCAGACCUCAGCCUGGACGUGUCCACCACAGAAGCCAGCCUGCUGAUUGUCAGGUCCCAGAAUGACAAGUUCAAUCUCAGUCUCACAGUGAGGAACAAAAGAGACAGCGCCUACAAUACCAGGACAAUAGUGCAGCAUUCCCCGAAUCUGAUUUUUUCAGGAAUUGAGGGGAUCCAAAAGGAUAGUUGUGAGUCCAAUCGAAAUAUCACAUGCAGAGUGGGCUAUCCUUUCCUGAAGACAGGAGAAACGGUAACCUUCAAAAUAAUAUUCCAGUUUAAUACAUCACAUCUCACAGAAAAUGCAGUCAUUCAUUUGAGUGCAACAAGUGACAGCGAAGAACCACCCGAAUCUCUUUAUGAUAAUGAAGUAAAUAUAUCCAUCCCAGUAAAAUAUGAAGUCGGACUACAGUUUCACAGUUCUGCGAGUGAACACCACAUCUCGAUUGCAGCCAAUGAGACUCUCCCUGAACUUAUUAAUUCCACUGGUGACAUUGGAAAUGAAAUUAAUGUCUUCUACGUGAUCAGAAAAAGGGGCCAUUUCCCAAUGCCGGAACUUCAGCUAUCAAUCUCAUUCCCCAACUUGACAUCAGAUGGUUAUCCUGUAUUAUACCCAACUGGAUGGUCAUCUUCAGAUAAUGUGAACUGCAAACCCCGGAGCCUUGAGGAUCCUUUUGGUAUCAACUCUGGGAAGAAAAUGGCAAUAUCAAAGUCGGAAGAUCUCAAAAGAGGCACAAUCCAGGAUUGCAGCACCUGCAAGCUUGCCACCAUCACGUGCCAUCUCAUCCCUUCCGACGUGAGUCAAGUGAACGUAUCGCUCAUCCUGUGGAAGCCAACGUUCAUAAAGACACAUUUUUCCAGCUUAAAUCUCACUGUAAAGGGAGAACUUCAGAGUCAAAACACAUCGCUGAUUUUAAGCAGCAGCAACCAGAAGCGAGAGCUGGCUAUUCAAAUAUCCAAAGAUGGGCUCCCGGGCCAAGUGCCGCUGUGGGUCAUCCUCCUGAGCGCCUUUGCUGGGCUACUGCUGCUGAUGCUGCUGAUACUAGCACUGUGGAAGAUUGGAUUCUUCAAAAGGCCACUAAAGAAGAAAAUGGAGAAAUGAAAUAUUUUACAGGAGAAAAAGAGGACAGUAACAAUUAUUCAAUGAUCUAUUCUCAGGUUUGCCUCAAUCAUGUGAGAAGAAAUUCAGAAAUAUAACCAAAGACAUGGUCACAUGACUAUAUGUCAUUCAUCAUCCAUCUGCCGGGAUUACUCCCUUGGAAAGUGACAGAUCAAGUAUGAUCCAAAAAGGGUACCCAAAGAUAUGUGUUAGGAAGUGAUGAGAAAUACUUUUAAUAAUUGCUCAUUUUUGUUGAGUAAGGGAAAUGACAAAGGGUUUUAAAGAAGAAUCCCCAGUACAUGUAUGUUUAUGUGUUUAGAUGCCACGCGGAGCAUUCCAGGGAUGCAUGAAAAGAGCUCUGUGUUCACCGAAACAGUGACUCUCAGCACGAUGUAAACUAAGCUUCUCCUCUUGAUGACAGCUUCAGAGCGGCACUCAGAGUUUGUAAAUGCCCAACAAAGGCAUGGAGUGGGAAAGAUCGCCCGAUUCUAAUGAGGAAGACUGCCUAGCAGAGCCCAUAUCCAAUAUGGACUGAAAGUAGAGUGAAACCACAGAGCCGACGCUCAGUGACUUCUUGGGUUCUGGAGCUGGAAAUAGUGUUUUCCAAUGUGCUUAGCGUACAGUGAAACUGAGCUUAAAUUCUAUGUCGAAUAGACAGUCGAGAGAGUCAUUUAAACAAGUGCACUGAGCCUAUUCAUUUAAACUUUUACCAAAAGUAAAAGUGCUUAAUUUAUAUUGAACUCUAAAACACAAACCUCUUUUAUAAAAAAAAAAGCAAUCAGACACUUAAAACAGUUUGUGUAGCAUAACAGUGAUUAGUUAUGAAAAACCACAGUGUAUGUGUGAUGCCCAGAGGCUUAAUGAACCAUAAGAACAUGGAUAGAUAACCCAAAGAGGCUAAAGUCACCUUUGCUGAGCAGCUGUUUAAUGCUGGGGCUUCCAGAUGUUACGCUAAAGAAGGAGACUCCUCAAUGCUUGGUAUAAGGUUCUUUUAAAACCCCAAGAUAUGAGUGUUUAUUUUUGAAUUUUCCAAAUACAUUUCAUGUUACUAUUGCAAAAGCAGUCUCCUGAGCCAGUUUUAGAUUUACAAAGAACACACUGAUUUUGAGCAAGGCAUCUCAGAAUUUAAAAAGAAACCAAGAAAUAUAGUUUAAAGAAUCUAUACCUUGAAAACUUAACCCAACAGAAAGCUAAAACUCAUUUGUGUGUACUUCUCUGUUACUGAAAUAACCCCUAAGGGCCUUGAACUCUGCUGUAAUUAAGCUCCCGGAUUGCUCCAUUUCUAAGAUGAAUAACAAGGAAUGAAUGUAUAGUAUCUUCAUGUGUGAACUACUGCUGUAACAUUUGCUGAUCCUCCUGCCCCAAAGCCAUUUCUCUGCUUGACUGAAUACCAUAAGAACCAGAACCUGUCAAUACUCCCAAAGACCUAGACUCUGCUCUCCUCAAAACAUGAAAUGCCAACAGAGAAAUUAAGUGUUUUGGGUUGGAUUAUUAAAAAUGUAUUUCUGAGGAAUUAUCUGAGGGCCAGGUUCAGCCUACCUUUUAGCUUUCCAGUCCUAUGUAUAAGAUCCUAAGGCGUAAGGGAAGGACAUGAGGUUGCCAUAGUCAUCCUUGGCUGGAAGAAAGGUGGACAGGAAACGAGAAGAAAGAAGGUGUGUUCUUCAUUCUCACUGUCUCUCGCCGGCUACAGAAGUAAUGGCUUCCUCCUGCAAUAUUUCCCCCAUCAGAACUCAGGUGUUUCUUGCUCAAUUACCACGGUGCCCAACUCCAGCACACUCCCACUCAGCAGCCCUACUCCUAACUCCAUGUCUUUGGGAAUAAAAUUCAAUCGCUCCAUUUAGAUUCAUAUUUGACAUCAGGGACUACCAGGCGCUGAACUUUGUACACUGAGCUAUACGUGUGCAUAUUUAAACUCAAAAUGUUGCUAAGCCAAAAGGACAAGACAGAAAUGAAGACAUUUUGAACGUUUAAGGAGAGUAACAGCAGUUGGCCAGAUAAAAAGGUGCCAAAACCACUUGACGACCAGUUUUUAACGUACGUUAUUCCCGGUUAGUAGUAAAUAUUUAAGGAGCCAGAUAUCUCUUCUCUACUAUAGUAACUAUGUUUCUGUGUGUGUAAUCAUUUGCAUACACAUACAUAUACCAUUUAAACAGAGAACAACUGAAGAACAACAAAUGGCAGAACUUACUAAGAUAGGAAAAAAAUAAGCACACAAAAGCAACACCAGGGAUGGAAGUUUGUUUCUUGGCUUCUCAUAAGUCUUCACUUUCAUUAAUAUUUAAGUUUUUAAGAUUAGUCAGUAUUUUGUAAGUUAAAAACUAUGAAGGCAGAGGCUUUGCGUUUUAAAAAGAUAAUGGAUGCCCCAAAUUAGCUUUAUAGACAUAUUCUAGAACAUAUAAAUAAGAAAUUACUAAAUUAUGCAACAUUAUUUAAGACAAUAAAAUUGGGUAAUACUUAGGACUAUUUAUGAAUUUACGGAUUAAAAUAAAUCACCAAAUAUCUUGUACCUUUGAUUUGAUUUUCUUAAGCACUGAUGCUCCCAGUAUGAACUGAACUAUGCAUGCAUUCCCUUUCCUGAGCACACAAACAAUGGAACAUGAAUAAAUUACUCAACAAACUGUUCUUCAGGAGGGACAGUUACCCCAAUAUCUGACUUCCGUGAUGUCACUGCUCUCUCCGCACGCCACUUUCAGACACCUAAAAAACCCCUAUUUGGACUGCAGCAUUCCUAGGAAUGUGUGUCAGACUUUAUCAACUCAUAUGAGAUACUGGAGCAUACCACUGAAGUAAACUGCAUCCUACAUAGUAGAAAAACUGGUGUCUAGAGACACAGAUCAAUGCUCACCAUCUACACACACACACACGUAAGCACACGCUCUAAUCAAACUUCAAGUUAUGCUGAAAAUACUGGUUGUAUCAAUCCAAGAACUUAGAAUGCUAUAGAUUAUUCAUCCUUUAAUAUUAAAUGUCUAAGAUUGAUCAUCCUUUAAUAUGAAUAAAGCAAUCUGAACUUGCAGGAGGAAGGAGCUGAAAGCAAGAAAACACAGAAGGUGGCCUGCACACCACUGAAAACCAGAGCCACUCAGGAGUUACAGAGAAACCUUCUCAAAACACUCCAAAAAAAAAAAAAAAGGCGAAGUGAGAAGUCUUCUCUAGCAAACAUUUCUAGCUUUUGUGAUCCAAUUCAAACACAAGCAAUGCAACUUAAACUAUUUUUUAAACUAUUUUUCUCUGAGCACUAGGAUCCUUGACAACUUAGACCCCAAAUAUUUUCUGUGGCGUAUGUAUACUUGAAAAAAAAAAGCUUGUAGAGAAAGAGACUUUUAUAAAAUUUGAUGUUUAGGCAGUCAGAAUGAUUUUUAUCUAUAAAUAUAGAUAUAUGAAUAUAUAUAAGUAAUGUGCAUAUAUUUUUCAUAGAAAGCCAUCUACUUUUUCUUGUAUAAACUGAGGUUUAAGCUCAAUUGGGAAGUAGAAAUAUUUGUAUAAAAUAACUUGGGAUAGAGCAACACUGUAUUACAAUGUGCUUGCUAUAGCGUCUUCAUUGACCACACCAUCAGUUCCAUAUGAACUCCUAGCCUACUCUGCACGGUGCUGAGCAAACUAGAGAAAGACCCAGGGCCAGAGCCUGUCUCAUGUGCCAGUGCCAGAAUCUGCCUUGUGUACCAGGGUGUAGUUUGUUGUCCAAAUAAAGUAACUUCGGGCAAAUAAUUGUUCAAAAUAGCAUUUUAUGACAUCUUCAUUGGUUCUUAAAACCCCUCAAGCUUCUUUCUCCCAUCACUCGUCUCCUCAAAUGGUUUUCAGGAAGACUGCUUUAGUAGCUUGUAACUAAGACGUGUGCUCCUUUUACUGAGAACGCCAGCUUCAGUGGACAGAUCAUUCACUCUGGUUUUCCAUCCCAGAUUCCUUAAUGACACUCCAAAGGGUUAGCAUGGCACCCUACAGUAUUUGUACUUCAGAGAUGCAGCAUCCUUCCUUGAGAGGUUUACAACUAUAUGAGACACUAUUCUCCAAGGUUCUAUGGGAGAAACUGGGGAGAUUUAAGCCUUCAGCAACUGGGUAUUUUCCAAUCCCCAUCCUCACCCAAGGGACAAUUUCAAAAGCUAAAAGAAGUCUGCGUCCUCAAGACGCUGCUGUUUUGAAAGUGCAUAUGCAAAUUAAUUGAAUGUAAGGGACUUUAAAUGCAGAUAAUACUUCCAAAUGAAGAGCCUGGGCUCUUGCUUCCAACUGGACAGUGGUCCCCAAGCUCUAGCUACCCGCAAUCUGGAAACCACCACUGUCCAGUAAGUCUGCUGAAUGGAAAGCCAAAGCACAUGGCAAAAGGCCACGGUCAAGGCUGGGUGUGGCCCCAUAGUUGAGUGCACAGAGCUCAUUCAAGGCUCCAGGUCUGAAUUCUAACACCACAUGAGGGGAACGGGUAUUAUCAUGCCACCAUUUCUCAAAUGGAAGUACUGUAGUAUCCUACUAAAAAUUACAUAAUUUUUAAAAAAAUUUAAAAAGCAAUAGCAUUAUACUGUUACUUAAAUUACAGCAUUCAUCUUAUGAACUAUUCAGUGUUUUUUAUACUCAUUAUUAAAAUUUUACCUCAAAUGUACAAAUUCAGAGUAAGGCAUUUAGCCAUCACCAGUAAGGAGAAAGCAGAGGAGAAUGAGGCAGGCAAGUCCCAGCCCUACAAAAGCAUCUGGCCCAGGGAAGUCUACAGUUCCUAACCUGUGGAAAGAGAACCUAUGAGGAUCAUGACUAUAAAGCAGGGGCCAAUGACACUCAGUGCUGUGACUGUGUUUGGUAUUUGUGCUUCAAGGUACAUACUCAGAGAAAGGGGUGUGGAGUUUACGUGCAACAGUUUGAGGCUGAAUAUCUGAUCUCUCAUCCAUUGGAUUUACGCAUAUAAACUGGGGUGCAGGGGAUCUUAAAAGAAAUCUUCCUAAUGACAUCAGAAUGAAAACCCACCCAUAAUCAACCCCUAUUAGCAUAGUUUGUCCCCAUUUCUGUAUUCAAGAGCUGGAGAGAGCUGGAGGAAGAAAGGGGUAGUGAAUAUUGAUUUUCCUCUUCUCCAUAGAGUAGCCAUAGUGAAGGGAGUCACCACAUGUAGACCCGAUGUCACAUGACAGCUUAUACUUUGAUAAAUACUAAAGAAAUGGAGGCAGGCGAGGAAAUGAAACUACCUACCCAUCUUGAUUUCUACCACCCAAUCCAUGGAAAUGACCAGAGUUUGCUGAGAUUCCAUGUGUCACACCCCACAGCACACCCAAACGUACUUGUCACUAUAUGAGCGAAAGUGUACUCUUUCUGAUGGAUUGACCCCGGGGAACUUUCUGGGGUUAACACAUCUUAGAGUCAUGUGAAGUCCAAUGUCUGAAACCACAGUCUGUAGAUUCUUCCUCAUAGAGCCAUUCCAUGCAGAAAUGCAUUCCAUGCAGGUGGUUUAGCAUUUCAGUCGGACUUACCUGCUGCCCUCGCCCUGCAAGCAGCCAGUCCUGGCUGCAGGGUUAAGAAACACUGGCCUGUCGGGAUGGUGUCCUGUUUGUUACUACUGUGAAGCUGUAAGACUGCGGAUAGGCUGUGCGCACCAUGUAUA